This is a messenger RNA of Gracilinanus agilis (Agile Gracile Mouse Opossum), 444 nucleotides long. RefSeq names its product hemoglobin subunit beta-like. The record is from RefSeq and is a predicted model, not a curated record. The transcript has 3 exons. Gene Ontology annotation, molecular function: organic acid binding; oxygen carrier activity; haptoglobin binding. Gene Ontology annotation, cellular component: haptoglobin-hemoglobin complex; hemoglobin complex; blood microparticle. Gene Ontology annotation, biological process: oxygen transport; hydrogen peroxide catabolic process. NCBI's taxonomy places the organism in Eukaryota, Metazoa, Chordata, Mammalia, Didelphimorphia, Didelphidae. Bases 1 to 444 code for a protein of 147 amino acids.
AUGGUGAACUGGACAACAGAAGAGAAACACGCCAUUUCAACCAUCUGGGCCAAAGUUGAUGUAGACAAAUUGGGGGCCCACACCCUUAGCAGGCUGUUGGUUGUCUACCCCUGGACCCAGAGGUACUUCAGCAACUUUGGGAACCUGUCCAGCCCCAUUGCCAUUGACGGGAACCCCCGGGUCAGGGCACAUGGCAAAAAGGUGCUGACUUCUUUUGGAGAGGCCGUGAAGAACCUGGACAAUGUGAAGGCCAUUUUUGAUAAGUUGAGUCACCUACACUCAGAGAAGCUGCACGUUGACCCCCAGAAUUUCAGGCUCCUCGGAGACAACCUGAUCAUCGAAUUGGCAGCUUCCUUGGGCAAGGACUUUACUCCUGAGGCCCAGGCUGCCUGGCAGAAGCUGGUGGGGGUGGUAGCCUCUGCCCUGAGCAAACAGUACCAUUGA